This is a messenger RNA of Capsicum annuum, 3800 nucleotides long. Its product is annotated as toMV resistance protein Tm-2(GCR236). NCBI's taxonomy places the organism in Eukaryota, Viridiplantae, Streptophyta, Magnoliopsida, Solanales, Solanaceae. The transcript has 2 exons. Gene Ontology annotation, biological process: defense response to other organism. The record is from RefSeq and is a predicted model, not a curated record. Gene Ontology annotation, molecular function: ATP hydrolysis activity; ADP binding. The coding region runs from base 642 to 3254 and encodes 870 amino acids.
UUACCGUAGUUGUGUUUAUAAUAUGCACAAAUUCAAUUUCAGGUUAUCAUAAUAAGAAAUCUCAAUAACAUUAGAAUUGAAUAGUUUCCCCAACCCUCAUAUUUCUUAGAAUUGUAGUUUCUUUGAAGUUUCCCUUAGAUUAAGAGAAGUCAAUAGUACUUAUUUGCAGACUAUGAUAUCUGAAUGAAGAAUUUUCAAUUGAUCAAUCCUUUUCUUUCCUUUAGCUCCGCCAUUGCUCCAGAAGCUUCGGUGUGAACUCAUCUUUGCUGUUGGAUUUUACACGUAGUAUCAUUGCUUCAAUAGUCUGACUCUUGCAAAUUCUUUAGUCAUGCUUGAAAAUGACAUACCACCUAACAUGAUUAAGAAAAAGAUCAAUUGCUGUGUUUAAUAUGUACAAGACUAUCACCAAUAAUCAACUGUUCGAAACAUCAGAGCAGUUGUUGACUUUAUUUCUUAAUCUCCAAAAUUUCGAUUUCUUUGAUGAGUCAGUACUUAACAAAUACUUUUUUCUUUUUGUGUAAUACACCUGUGUGGACUCCAACACUAAAUUCCAAAUAGCCAGAUUGAAUUAGAAUCUAGGUGACCUUUUCUUCUGUGCAUCUCUAUCCUCAGCACUUCCUGAUUUAUAGGUCUUCAACGAGAUGGCUGAAAUUCUUCUUACAGCAGUCAUCAGCAAAUCUGCAGAAAUAGCUGAAUAUCUACUCAGUCAAGAAGGUCGGUGCUUAUAUUGGUUGAAAGAGGACAUUGAGUGGCUCCAACGAGAAGCUAGGCACAUUCAAGCUUACCUAGGUGAUGCAAAUGAAAAGGUAGUUGGAGGGGAUUUGAGGGUGAAGAACUUGAUAAAGGAUAUUGAAGAACUUGCAGGUGAUAUGGAGGAUAUCUUAGACGAGUUUCCUCGCAAAAUUGAAUCGCGCAAGAGCAAAGGAGCACUUGGUUGUCUUAAAGAACUAGCUUGCAUUUUUUGUCAUAUUCGUGUUUCCAAGAAGUUCUCCAUGGAGAUUGAGAAGAUAAAAAGAAGAGUUAAUGAGAUUAAUCACGUGAGGACAACUUUUGGCAUCACUGAUACAAGUAACAUUAACAAUAAUCAACGUGAAUACAUUCCAAUGGACCGUGGAAGAUUAUUCCUUCAUGCUGAUGAAACAGAGGUUAUUGGUUUGGAUGAUGACUUCAAUAUGCUACAAGCCAAAUUACUUGAUCAAGAUUUGCCAUAUGGAGUCAUUUCGAUUGUUGGCAUGCCUGGUAUGGGCAAAACAACCCUUGCGAAGAAACUUUGUAAGCAUGUCUAUCAUCAUUUCGAGUGUUCAGCAAUGGUCUAUGUUUCACAGCAGCCAAUAUUGGGAGAAAUCUUUCUUGACAUAGGCAAACAAGUCGGACUAAAGGAAGAGGAAAGGAAAGAUAACUUGGAGAACAACCUACGAUCAUUUUUGAAAAGAAAAAGGUAUGUUAUACUCCUGGAUGAUAUUUGGAGUGUUGAAUUUUGGGAUGAUCUUAAACUUAUCCUUCCUAAAUUUGAUUCAAAAACUAGAGGUAAGAUAAUUAUCACAACUCGAAAUAGUAAUAUAGGCAGAUACAUCGGAGGCAAUUGCUCACUCCAUGUGUUGGAACCACUAGAUUCAGAGAAAAGCGUUGCACUCUUUACCAAUAGGAUUUUCACUUCUGACAAUAAUUAUUGGGAGAAUGCUUCAUCAGACUUGGAAAACAUUGGUAAAAAGAUAGUUGAAAGAUGUGAUGGUAUACCACUAGCCAUUGUGCUGAUUGCAGGCAUGUUAAGGGCAAGGGAGAGAACUGAACAUGCAUGGAAUAGCGUACUUGAGACUAUGGGUCAAAAUAUUCAAGAUAAAUGUGAUAAUAUAUUGUCUGUAAGUUACAACGAUUUGCCCCCUGCAUUAAGGCCAUGCUUCUUGUAUUUUGGUCUUUUUCCAGAAGACCAUGAAAUUCCUGCAUCUGAUGUGACAAAUAUGUGGAUUGCUGAGAAGUUCAUAGUAGCAAGUACUGACAAUAGGCGAGAGGUUGAGGAUAUAGCAGAGGAUUUCUUAAAUGAUUUGGUUUCAAGGAAUCUUAUUCAAGUUUCGAGGAGAACAUUCCAGGGAAGAAUUGCUAGUUGUCGCAUACAUGAUUUGCUACAUAGUUUGUGCAUCUCAUUGGCCCGGGGAAGUAACUUCUUUCUCACCAAGGGAAAUACACAAGGUGAUCUUGGUAGUGUCACUAGGUUGCGAAGGCUUGGAUUCUACUCUGGUGGUGUCGAUGAAUUCUUCUCUUCAUGUCCCAAGCCUAAGAAGCUUCGUGCCCUGUUGUAUUUUAGCGAAGACAAUUACCCAUUCUCUCUUAAGACUCAUCUUAAUAUCAAGUUAUUGCGAGUGUUGUCUAUGCAUAUUCCUGGGAGUAAUUCUCAGAGGCCUGUCAGUAUUCCAGAAGGAAUUGCGAAUUUGAGCUGCUUAGGCUAUCUCAAAUUUUGGGGUCCAAACUUCGUUGGACCCAUGCCACGUAGUAUUGUCAAGUUCAAACAUUUGUUGACACUGGACAUUGAAUGGACCAAUCUUCGCAUCCCUUUUGAUGUUAUGGAGAUGAAACAAUUGAGACAUCUUCGUAUUUCACAAUUCGUUCAGCCAAUUUACAUGUCUGCUGUCCCAGUGUUCUCCUCGGUCAAUGUGUUAUUGCCAAACUUACAAACUCUAAUUGGCAUGGAUGUGUGCUACUUGAAAGCAGGAUGGUUACACCAAUUGACCAAUUUAAGGAAAUUGAGCUUAAAUAUAAACAAAAAUUCUAUUGUUGAGCUGCUUUCAACUCCUCAUGUGGCCAUAUUGCCAAAGCUGGAGGUUCUGAAGUUGAAGAGCUUGCUGCAAGACUACCAACAUGAUGAGCAAAUAAACUUUUCUUAUGAUAAACUUCGUAAGCUGAGUCUAUCAUAUAUGGACAUGAAAAUCGUGGACUCUGAAGCACUGCCUGCAAAUCUCGUCAAGCUUUCUCUUAGGAAUGUGCAGCUAGAUACGGAUCAUAUAACAAUGACUAAAAAAAUGCCCAAAUUAAAGAUACUCAAAUUGAGGAACUGUUGGCUUCCAUUUGGAGAGAGUAAGUUAGACCUCUCAGCCUCUGGUUCCUAUAGCUUUCUGCAACUUGAAGUUCUGCACAUCAUCGGGCAGAACACCUGGGAGGUUACCGCGGAUGAGCUGGCUGCGCCAAAGUUGAAGAAAAUAUUUGUCUCUCAUGCACCAAAUAUUAGGCUCUCUGAUCGGCUAGCAAUGCUGAGUACAUAAAGAUGCGACGAAAGGACAAUAGGCUGGGAUGCAAUUUCUAAGAAAUGUGUGAAAAAUUGUAUGAAAAAGUGCAUGGAAGUGGUCUAGGUUCUAUUUUUUCUGAUGACGAGGUUCCUGUGGGGCACUGCGAUAAAAAGGUUCGACUAGUAGGGAAAUCGUAGUAGCUGUGAUUUUUCAAAUAUAUUUGUUAUUUGCGUCUUCAUUUCUUUUUACGUCGCCCGCAAGGGGUGGCAAAUGAACGGGUUGGAUUGAAUUUGGGCGGGUUAAAUGAGCUAGAGCAAUAAAUAGGUCAUUGCAUAUAGAUGGGCUAAGAUGGGUUAAACAAUGGGUUAUAACCCAAUCCGUCCAACUUAACCCAUCGUUGAAUAAUUAUUCUAGUAGCAAUUUAGGUUGGAAUAAUAUUUUUUAUUUUCUUUUAUAUUUAUAUCUAUAUUGUUAUUAUUAUUAUUUUCAAGUAAAAAUAAAAAAAACUAAAAAAAUGUAAUAAAAUUAUUCACAACACAAUCUACUCCGUAUUUCAAAUGUUUAAUUUCGAUCCACCAUUUA